Molecule: messenger RNA, 1745 nt
Organism: Prorocentrum cordatum
Lineage: Eukaryota; Dinophyceae; Prorocentrales; Prorocentraceae
Source: the annotation of a GenBank genome assembly
AUGGACGCCUCGCCGAGGGCGUCCAAGCUGCAGCCUGCCGGCUCGGCCCGGGCCACCGUCGACGAGGUGACCGUGCCGCAGGCGCUGGAGAGGCUCCGGCUCGACGUGGAGGAGGUCUUCCACAGGCACAGGGAGCUCUGCGGAGGCCCGGCGGGCGGCGGCAGCUCGCAGGCGCUGGCGCCGAGGUGCACCGUGCAGGCGCCGGCCGAGGACGUCCGGGUGCCGGCGGGGCGGCCGAGCAUGUUCGGUGCAGCGCUGGGCCCGGAGGGCAUUCACCUGCCCGGGGGCGUGGCGCAGCCCCAGCUCCCGGGCCUGAGGCCUUCCGUGCAGCACCACCGGAGCGUUCGCGCCAGCCGCGCCAGCGUGAGGCGCGACGUCUCGUCCAGGCUGCGGAGCAACACUUUUGACGUCAAAGAGACCGAGGGCAACUGGAUGCACGACCUGCUGCAGAGGAGUAACAGCCUGCCGGGCGUGUCGUCGAUGAGCCGGCGCGCCGUGAAGGCGGUGUCGCAUGUUACCAGAAAGGUCUCGCGGUACGCGCCGACGACCUGUAUCCACGCGUUCGUGAGGCGCCCUGUCUACGAGCUCGCCCAAGUCAUGGCGUUUUUCUUGGACGCUGUGCUCGUCGUGUGGGAGAUGCAGCACGCGGCGCAGGCAGCCGCCUCUGUGAGCCACGGCGCGGGAGGCAUCGAAGACGCCCUGCUCUUCACAGUGCUCAUGGACAUAUCGUGCUUCUGCGUCGUUGUCGACCAGUUACUGAGGUUCGCUGGCGGAAAAUUCGACGAGACACUUGGUGCUGGCUGGCAGUCGUUCCACGUGCUGGUCGCGGUCACGCAGCUGGUUCAAGCCAUCGGCCAGCACUCGCACGCACACCAAAGGUCCAGGUCUCACUUCAGGAUCGCGCUCGCCAUGCUCUCCACCUUGCGCCUCGGCCGGGUGUUGUCGCUAGUGUUGGUGUCAAAGGUCAUCCGCCAGCACCGUUUCUUCAGGGAGUUGCGCAUCAUGGUCCUCGCCCUCGCCGGGGUGUGCAAGGUGUUGUUGUGGUCGUGCUUGCUGAUCUUCACGAUCACUCUCAUGUUCGGCAUUGCACUGUCCGAGGGAACACUUGCUUUCCUGAUUCGGGGCGAGUCCGAUGGCCUGCCACCAUCGCUGCAGAUGCGGUUCGGCUCGCUCUUCGACGCCGUCCUCACGCUCUUCCAGUCAAUGUCUGGAGGCGUCGACUGGGAAGUGGUCUGGAUAGACCUUGGCGCACUCGGUUGGGUGUACAGGGGAGUGUUCUUGCUGUUCAUAUGCUUUUCUCUGACCGUGUUGCUCAAUGUUGUGACGGCCGUGUUCAUCGAGAGUACGAUGGCACGCUCUAUGAACGACCGUGGACUGGUGGUGCAGAACGAAGUGAUGGAGAAAAGAGAUUUCCUACACGCUAUGAGGAAAAUGUUUCGAGAGCUGGACACUGACUUCGACGGCUCUAUCACCAUGGAGGAGAUGCAGAAAAAGAUGAUGGACCCGGAGAUCGGUGCUUACUUUACCCAGCUCGGCGUGGACCCAGACCAGGUGGGCAAGCUUUUCUUCCUCUUGGACCGCGAUAAGUCGGGGGCACUCGACCAAGAGGAGUUCAUGUUCGGUUGCCUGAAAUUCCAGGGCGACGCCAAGAGCCUGGACAUCGCUGUCAUAAACCAACAGGUCAUGUGGAUCCACGAUACACUGAAGAUCGUGGUUUCCCACCUCGGGAUCGAUGCGGACGACAC